UAAAAGUUUGAUUCAAUGCACAAUUCAAUGUUUAAUUUUGUUUUGUGAUUUGAGCGUUUCGAUUCGUUUUAGUUGUUUUAGAUUUUUCUUUAGAGAUUAGAACAAUGUCUGGUGGAAUGCUGUACGGAGGCGAUGAAAUUGGAGCGUUGGUUUUUGAUCCAGGGCAUCAUUCACUUCGCGUAGGAUACGCUCAAGAAGACACACCAAAGGCUGAAAUACCGGCUGUAGUCGGUGUAGCUCCUGACGAAGCUAUUAAAUUAGAAGCAGAGUCUAAACCUGACGAUAGUAAUGUUUCGUCUCAAUCACAGCAUAAAUAUUAUAUUGAUACUACAUUUCUACAUACCCCACGUGUCAAUAUGGAGCUGCAUAGUUAUAUGAAAGAUGGUAUGAUAGAAAAUUGGGACAUGUUUGAAAAAAUAUUGGAUUAUUCUUAUGACAAAAUUAUACAGUCAGAAUCUCAUUACCAUCCGGUGCUUUUCUCAGAAUCUCCUUGGAACCAGCGACAAAAAAGAGAAAGAUUAACAGAGUUAAUGUUUGAAAAAUACAAAGUACCUGCAUUCUUCUUAGUUAAAAAUGCAGUGUUGGCUGCUUUUGCUACCGGUAGGGCCACUGCUUUGGUUAUAGACAGUGGUGCUACACACACAAGUGCUGUUCCAGUGUUAGACGGCUAUGUCAUAUCAAAUGCUGUUGUAAAAUCUCCUUUAGGAGGGGACUAUUUAAUAUUAAGAGCUCGAGAAAUGCUUGAACAAAUGGGAAUUGACUUAACACCUGCAGCUCUAAUUGCCAGCAAAGAUGUUGUUAGGGAUAAAGAUAAACCUAGGUUUGUUAAAAAGAAAUUGUCGUUUCAACCUUCCAAUUCAUGGAUGACAUACAUGGUCAAAAAAACCGUACAAGAUUUUCAGCAAUCUGUACUUCAGGUUUCAGAAAGUCAGUACGAUGAAAGGGUAGUAAGUAACAUUCCAUCUGUACAUUACGAAUUUCCAACUGGUUAUCAUCAGGAUUUUGGUACCGAGCGGUUUAAAUUAGCCGAAGGAUUGUUUGAUCAUGCAAUGUUGGGCGCCGGUUACAUAGCUGCUACAAGUGCAGGAAUGUGCGAUGUUGAUAUUAGACCAGCCUUAUACAGUUCGGUUGUGUUAACAGGAGGAAAUUCUUUGGUACAGGGCUUUAGUGACCGUUUAAGUAGAGACUUGUCAGUUAGAACUCCUAGUUCAGCAAGAUUGAAAAUGAUAGCUGCUAAUGGAUCUGUGGAGAGGAGGUUUGGCUCCUGGGUAGGUGGAUCAAUUUUAGCAGCAAUCGGUACAUUCCAACAAAUGUGGAUGUCUAUGCAGGAGUACCAAGAGUCAGGCAAAUCCCAAAUUGACAGAAAGUGUCCUUAAAAAAGCUAAACAAUUUUUUUAAACUUAUUUUUGUAUUGAUAUAUUUUUUAACAAUGAACUUUCUUUUUAUAUGAAAAUUGUAAAAUUAUAAAACAAUUUACGGUUGUGAUCUUUUUAGAUUUUCCGUCAUGCUAUAGGGAAAGUGUUUUAGUUGUAAAAUGACGGUAGCAUGGUUAAUUAAUUAUUAAGUCAAUGAGCAUAGACAAACUAACAAAAGCAAGACGCGUCAACGCUGUACUGCAAAACGGUAACAAGUUUGAUAAGUGUUUAUUACCGCGCUUGCGUCAACUGGCCUUUUAGACGAGGACGGUUUACUUAUGGAUUGU
Sitophilus oryzae (rice weevil) is the source of this 1702-nucleotide messenger RNA. It is a transcript of the gene Bap55, whose product is annotated as actin-like protein 6B. Gene Ontology annotation, biological process: regulation of transcription by RNA polymerase II; nervous system development. The transcript has 7 exons. The record is from RefSeq and is a predicted model, not a curated record. Gene Ontology annotation, molecular function: chromatin binding. The coding region runs from base 105 to 1376 and encodes 423 amino acids. Lineage: Eukaryota; Metazoa; Arthropoda; Insecta; Coleoptera; Curculionidae. Gene Ontology annotation, cellular component: SWI/SNF complex; NuA4 histone acetyltransferase complex.